AUGGCGCUCUUUUUGUGUACAUUCGCACUGCUUUCCCUGGCCUCUGCCACUUCUCCAGUGGCUAAGCUGGGAUAUGCUAACUAUGAAGGCCGCUCACUUUCUACCGGUGUUUCCCAAUGGCUCGGCAUGCGGUUUGCUGCCCCCCCUGUGGGAGCGAGACGGUUUGCAGCGCCGCAAGACCCCUUGUCUGUAGCCGGAAUCCAGCAAGCGACCGAGCACGGCAGUAUAUGCAUCCCUACCGCAUCAAGUGAAGGGUCAGCAGUUCCAGCAGGAACCUCGGAAGAUUGCCUGUUCCUCGAUGUCUAUGCUCCUACUGAAGCAAUUGGAUCUAAGAAACUGCCCGUCUACUUUUUCAUUCAAGGUGGCGGCUUUGCCCAGAACUCAAAUCCCAAUUACAACGGAACUGGUCUAAUCGAAGCAUCUGGAAACAACAUUGUGGUGGUGACAUUCAACUACCGUGUUGGUCCAUAUGGCUUCCUUGCUGGAGAAGAAGUUGAAUCAGAUGCAAGCCUGAACAAUGGACUCAAAGACCAGCGAAAGGCCUUGCAGUGGGUUCACAAGCAUAUCAGCAAGUUUGGCGGUGAUCCCAAUCAUGUUGUCAUUGGCGGCGAUAGUGCAGGUGCUGCCUCAGUGACUCUCAUGCUGUCAGCGUAUGGCGGCAAAGAUGAAGGUUUGUUUGUUGCUGCUGCUGCUGAAUCACAGAGCUUUGCCACGAUGCUCAAUGUCACCGAAAGUCAAUUUGCAUACAACGAGCUUGCGAAGGCGACUGGUUGCAGCAGCAGCAAAAAUACACUAUCGUGCCUCCAAGGCCUCGACAUCAGCGCUCUACAAAAGAAGAACGUCAAUAGGCCCUAUCCUGGAGCACCAGGAAAUCCAUUAUACCUAUACGGUCCCACAAUUGACAACGACCUGGUCCCAGAUCAUACAUAUAGCCUAUUCCAUAAGGGCAAAUUCAUCAAAGUGCCAGUGAUAUUCGGCGACGACACGAACGAAGGCACAAUCUUCGUGCCUAAAAGCACCUCAAGUGUUGCCCAAGCUGAUGCAUUCAUCAAGGACCAGUUCCCAUACAUGACAAAAGCCCAAUUAUCCAAGAUCAACAGCAUGUAUCUCACCCAAGACCAAACAAAAACUUUUCCAAAUGCCGGAGACUACUGGCGCCCAGCCAGCACGGCCUACGGGGAAAUUCGAUACAUCUGCCCGGGAAUCGACAUGUCAACCGUGUACGCAAAAGCUGGAGUUCCAAGUUGGAACUACCACUACGCAGUCACGGACGCAGAGCACGAGAAUUCAGGAGUAGGCACAUCCCACACAAUCGAAGUGAACGCCAUCUGGGGUCCUGAUAAUACUGGCGGUGCACCAACUUCAUAUACUACCUCCAAUGCAGCUAUCGUGCCCCUAAUGCAGGCUUACUGGACGAGCUUUAUCAGGUCAUUGGAUCCGAAUAGGCAUCGAUUGAAGUCAAGUCCUGAAUGGCGGACUUGGGGGCAGGAUGGCGGACAUCAACGCAUCUUCAUUCGGACGAAUGAGACUAAGAUGGAGACUGUGUCCUCGGAUCAGAGAAGAAGGUGUGAUUAUUUGAUCAGUAUUGGAGUUGAUUUGCAUCAAUAG
This is a messenger RNA of Penicillium nucicola, 1608 nucleotides long. RefSeq lists its product as uncharacterized. The transcript is spliced from 3 exons. The record is from RefSeq and is a predicted model, not a curated record. Lineage: Eukaryota; Fungi; Ascomycota; Eurotiomycetes; Eurotiales; Aspergillaceae. The coding region runs from base 1 to 1608 and encodes 535 amino acids.